UACCUGUAUAUGAUGAUGAUGCCUUACAUUCGACACCCGACACAGUACAUCCAAUAGUUUAACGUAUUCCAUUGUAUUACGUGUCUUUGUGUGUGCGAUACUCGUUUUUUUUCUUCUUCUCUGUUUCUGUACCUAACCAAAACGUGCCAAGUUCAUGGAAAACGAAUUAAAUACCAUAUAUUUUAGAUAAACGAGAAGACGAGCAAAAAAUAGACGGUCCCUUGGCGAAAAAAAAACUAUUUUGUAUACAAAGUACUAGUAUUGUCAUUUUUGUGUAACGUCACCGACAAGUAAGUGAGUUGUGCUCAAAGGGAAUUCAUAUAUUUUAUUUAGUACCUAGUAAAUUGAAGGUUUCGCUGGUAUAGUUUUUGAUCUUAGAACUAUUCCGAAAACAUAAUCAUACAAACCAACAACAUCACCAAUACAAAAAAUAGAAAACAUGGCCGAUAAUAACACAAAUCAAGAGAGACCGCGGGGUUUUGAAGCACUCAAGCAACACAUCAUCGACAAUAAAGUUGACGUUGCACUUUGGGCAUCGCGUGUACUCACGAUUCUCUUUGCGUUUGGAUAUGUGCUUCCGAUAUUCGGAAAUGCUCAAAAUGCAUUCUACAAAGUAUUAUUGGCAAAUGCAGCCACCAGUGCACUCCGUUUACAACAGCGAAUGCCACGUUUAUCAUUUUCGCGUCAAUAUUUGCAACUGCUAUUGGUAGAAGAUUCAUGCCACUAUCUCUUCUUCUCAACCAUUUUCUUGUACGUCAGCCCGUUCAUUUUGAUUCUAUUCCCAGUGGUUUUGUUCGCUAUUUUGCACGCAGCUAGCUACUCACUCACUUUAUUGGACCAACUUGGCCAAAAUUCAUGGUGGGGUGCUCGUCUUAUGAUUUCACUUGUGGAAUUGCAAACAACAAAUAUCUUGCGAUUGGCAGCAUUGUCCGAAAUUUUGUUGAUGCCACUUGUUGUCUUCUUUGUAUUUAUGGGUCGGGCCGGAUUAAUGACACCAUUCAUCUAUUACCACUUCUUGGCAUUGAGAUAUUCAUCACGUCGUAAUCCAUACAAUCGUAAUAUGUUCCAUGAACUUCGUUUGGCCGCAGAAUCAUUGGCCAAUAAUCCACGAGUGCCUCCAUUCGGCAAAAAACUAUUAUUGUCCGGCAUUUCAAUCGUUGAAAAAUUGGCACCAGCUAUUGCUCAAGCUCAACAUUAACGACCACUUUAAUCAUCGUUUGAAUGUAAUUUUUUUUUUUCGUUUUUAAUAAUUAUUUAAACAAAAAAUCAACAACAACAUAAGCUUAUGCAAUUGUAAUUAAAGUGAGUGCACAAAAGAAUUUUAGUUUUGUGUAUCGGUUAAGGUUUUUCAAAUGGUCUAGCUGGUAAGAAUCACACCUACCUUAAUUAAUGUAUGUUAAAAAUAAACAAUUUCGAACACCAUGAAUUUUUCAAACAACAAUAAAAUAAUUACGACCUGAACAGGAGAGUUCGGACAUUCAAAAAUAUUUUUAAAACAUUACCUUUUCGCCGCGCGGUAUCAACCUGGUGUUGUAAUGAGAUGAAAAAUACAAUAAACUCUAACUUUUCUAUUAGAAAACCAAAUCGA
Contarinia nasturtii (swede midge) is the source of this 1588-nucleotide messenger RNA. It is a transcript of the gene Kr-h2, whose product is annotated as Krueppel homolog 2. Gene Ontology annotation, biological process: membrane organization; endoplasmic reticulum tubular network organization. The record is from RefSeq and is a predicted model, not a curated record. The transcript has 5 exons. Bases 440 to 1198 code for a protein of 252 amino acids. Gene Ontology annotation, cellular component: endoplasmic reticulum; membrane. Lineage: Eukaryota; Metazoa; Arthropoda; Insecta; Diptera; Cecidomyiidae.